This is a messenger RNA of Danio rerio (zebrafish), 1822 nucleotides long. The record is from RefSeq and is a predicted model, not a curated record. NCBI's taxonomy places the organism in Eukaryota, Metazoa, Chordata, Actinopteri, Cypriniformes, Danionidae.
GAAUUAACGUCACAUGACUGUGGCCAUGAAUUUGAAUGUGAUGUAGAUACAUCCGACGAUUUCAACGAUCUUUUUCUUAAAAAUAUUUGUUUAUUUUACUUAAAACUGCAAGGGCAGCUCUUAGUGCCUGAUUCAACCACACAGAACAUUGUUGAGGAGAUUCAAAAUAUACACGAGUUGGGUCAGACAUAUACUUUAAGUAAACUUGCUUCACAGCUAAAGAAUGAAACAUCCUUAACAGAAGAUGAGAUCACCAAAAUUUGUCAGUCUGUCAAGGAAUCUGAUCUGUUUUCUGCAUGUCAUACAGGGCCAAUGAGGACUGCACACACAAGAGCUCAGUGUUUCAAAAAAAAUUUCAAUUAUGUGGAGCCUAAGACUGUUUUGUUAGGAAGGGAUGAGAACAGAAAAGAUAGGUUUGCCUAUUAUGUGCCAGUCAAAGAGACUUUAAAAUGCUUAUUGCAGUCUGAUAUGUGGCAGGAUUGUAUGUCUGAGGAGCACCCCACUGACACACCCACAGAUGUUUUAACUGAUGUUACUGAUGGCCAGAUGUUCAAAUCAAAUGACUUUUUUGUUCAGAAUCCAUCAGGCCUAAAACUAGUACUGUAUCAGGAUGCAUUCGAAGUUGUUAAUCCUUUAGGCUCUGCAAAGACAAGACAUAAAAUAUUAGCUGUUUAUUUAUCUGUAGCUAAUUUGCCACUUCAUGUAAGGUCAGACACAAACCACAUGUCACUUGUUUUAUUGUGCAGAGAAAAAGAUUUUAAAGAAUUUGGGCAUGCUAAGGUGUUCUCUAAUUUACUAGCAGACUUAAAGUAUUUGGAGGAGAAUGGAAUUCCUGUUUCAGAUGAAACCGUAGUAAAAGGAACGGUCUAUUGCAUUGCCGGCGAUAAUUUAGGAUCCCACUGCAUUGGUGGGUUCUCUGAAAAUUUCAGCCGUGCAGAACAUUUCUGUAGAUAUUGUCUAAUUACUCGAUCUGAAUUUCAGGGUGAUCCAAAUCUGUGUGGACCAGCCCGGACAAUUCAAAACUAUAACUCAGCAAUUGACCGCAUCCAAGCAGAAGGAGCACAAGACGUGGAAGGAGUAAAAUUCAGAAUGGAUGACGUAGAGCCAAGCAACAUAAGCAGUGCCAUUACUAAUGUGUUACCAGACCUACCAACCUCAAAUCUAAAUAUUGUAUUGGAGACAUUACAAUCUUUAGGUGUGGGAGCCACUGAAGAUUUACAGUAUAUUAAGGAAGCUGAUCUGCUCACAGUACUGAGACCAGUUCAAGCUAGAAAACUGUUGGCUGCAUGGAAACAAUCCACAGAGACAACUGAAUUCCAUAGUCAGUCAACAUUGACCUCUCCAGUGUCCUCAGCGUGCUCCUCAGUCUCACUGUCUUCCUCACCCUCACCCUCACCAUCACCCAGACACAUGAUUGCUACUGCAGAUUGGGUCGACAGCUUCCAGAUUCCAUGGGAGAAGCUCCCAGAAGCCUUAAUGCAGAGUUUGGAGAGAGGGAAAAGGCCAAGCUCAAAGUUACGCAGAGAACUGAUCCGAAUUGUAGUUGCUGAAAUGAUGCAUGCCUCUUCUUCUCCUGGUAAACAAUCCUCCACAGAGGUUGCGAAGAAAAUGGUAGCAAAGUAUCCACUGUCACUGCAAGAUGUUAUAGAAGGUGAUGUGGUAGGAACAGGAUAUCACUCACUCGUCAAGCAGCUGCAAGCACGAAUUGAAAAUGUAAAGCGGUGUCACGUUCAACAAAAAUAAGAGUCAAAAUAGGAUCCAAAUGCAAGUGAAAAUAAGGUUUAUUUGACCAAGUCAAAAUAAACAAACAGGGAAGUGACAG